Messenger RNA from Selaginella moellendorffii, 1848 nucleotides. Its product is annotated as pentatricopeptide repeat-containing protein At4g02750-like. Gene Ontology annotation, molecular function: RNA binding; protein binding. NCBI's taxonomy places the organism in Eukaryota, Viridiplantae, Streptophyta, Lycopodiopsida, Selaginellales, Selaginellaceae. Bases 1 to 1413 code for a protein of 470 amino acids. The transcript has a single exon. The record is from RefSeq and is a predicted model, not a curated record. Gene Ontology annotation, biological process: RNA modification.
AUGGCACGAAACUUGGCUAGGAGUUUCGAGGACAAUCUCGCAGCGCUUGUCCAAUCUUGUGGGCGCGCGAGAGAUCUGGCUGCCCUAAGGCAGAUCCACGCAUCGAUCCGAUCGAGCGAAGCAAGCAGCUCUAGAUACCUCAGCAAUCUCUUGAUUGAAACGUAUAGCCAGUGUGGCGCGCUCGAGGAUGCCUGUGCGACCUUUGCCGCGAUCGAAUCGCCCAAUCUCUUCUCCUGGAACAUCAUGAUCGCGGUGUUUGUUCGCCAUGGCUAUGUCGACAAUGCCAAGCUCUUGUUCGAUUCCAUGGGCGAGAGGGACGUGAUUUCGUGGAAUUCGAUGCUUCAGGCCUAUGGAAACUCCGGGAGAUCCACCGAGGCGAAGGAGAUCUUCGAUUCUAUUCCAGAGAAAGACGUUGUUUCAUGGAACACUUUGAUCGCAGCAUUUGCCCGAACAAGGCAUUGCGAUGGCGCGAAUGAUCUCUUCCAAAGAAUGCCUUUGUGGGAUCUUAUUUCUUAUAACACUCUCUUAGAAGCAUAUCUAGUAGCGCACAGGAACGAUGAGGGUAGCAUAAUAUUCCAGAAUAUGCCAGAAUGGAACAUUCGUUCCUACACAACCAUACUAGCAGCAUAUGCCCAAGCUGGGCAUUUGGAAGAUGCGAAGGUACUGUUUGACGAGAUGCCGGUGUACGACGUGGUAGCACAAAACACCAUGGUGCAAGCAUAUACGCGGAGCGGCCAGAUGGAGGACGCGGAGAGGCUGGUUGCCACCAUGGUGGAGAAGAGCUAUGCCACUUAUAACACCAUGGUGGCGGGAUAUGCCCAGAACGGGGAUCUGCGCGGGGCAAAGCGAGCGUUUGAUGCCAUCCCGGAUCGAACCGUCGUCUCGUGGACGGCGAUUCUCGCGGCAUAUUCUCAGUACGGACUGCUGCGCGUGGCCCAGCGGCUAUUCGGCGCGAUGCCUGUCCGGAAUGUUGUGUCCUGGGCGGCGAUGAUCGCCGGCUAUGCCCAGUCGGGUCGAUUGCUGGCCGCGAUCGCGAUGUUCCAGGAGAUGGCGAUGGAGGGAGUGAGACCCAACGAGAUUUGCUUCGUGAUUCUCCUCUCGGCGUGCAGCCGGACUGGAUCGGUGGAGGAGAGUUGGGAAUUCGCGGCGUCCAUGGCUCGCGACUAUGGAUUGGAGGCGUCCAGGGAGCACUAUGUGUGCUUGAUCGAUGGAUUUGGGAGGGCUGGGAGGAUGGCGACCGCGCGGGAGCUCGCGGAGGGGAUGCCGGAUCAACCCAAUGGCGUGGCGUGGGCGGCAUUGAUGAGCGCAAGCAAGAUCCACGAGCCUGGAGGGAAAUUUGCGGGCAGGAACGUCAUCGAGGCCGACGACCCAGCUUCCUAUGUGCUGCUUGCGAGCAGCUACGCAUCCUGGUAGCCCCGAUUCCUCUUUGGAGACCCAUUCCCGCGAGAUCAAAGCGCUCAGGGAGGAAUCCGGGGAAAUAGUUUUUGAAUUCCAGCAUGGUUCUUGGAAUUCCGGUCGUGGGCACACUUUUUGAUGCUACUCCGGCCAGGAUUCGACGCGGAUUGGUAUUAAAAAGGCCUGGCAGGACAGAAUUCCCUCGCUCCCCUGCUUCUAGGCUCCAUCCCCUGGUUUUAGGGUUCUUCCAUCAAUGCUCUACCACCUAACGCAGUGCCACAAAGAAAGCGCUGUAGUAAUUGGAAUGCGAUGUGCGAGAGUGCAUUGAUCCAUGGUACUACCACCACCUCAAAGUUUGCUUGUCUUUCCACCAAACUCUUACUCUCCUCGCGCGAUCGAGCCCUGAUUUGUGGAUGCGAGCGAGAUUUUCGUUAGUAGAAAUUUUUCCGCCUC